Molecule: messenger RNA, 1976 nt
Organism: Diuraphis noxia (Russian wheat aphid)
Lineage: Eukaryota; Metazoa; Arthropoda; Insecta; Hemiptera; Aphididae
Gene: Mon1
Product: vacuolar fusion protein MON1 homolog
Biological process (GO): protein targeting to vacuole; endosome to lysosome transport via multivesicular body sorting pathway
Cellular component (GO): Mon1-Ccz1 complex
Source: RefSeq, a predicted model, not a curated record
AAUUUUAUUAUUCAUUAAUAUUGUUUUUAAAGAAAAAUGUUGCGCUGAGUCUGUCGAAUAUUCAAGCUCCGAAAUGCCAAAUGCCCAUGACCGUUAAGUGUUAACUGCCGACAUCGACAUAUCCAGUCUUGGUGAAGAGUGUUGCCGGUGGUGAACUUUGUCUUUGUGUCAUCAGAAAUCAUAGAAUAAAAAUAAACGUAAUUUGAUUGUGCUGCUCGUUGGUGUUGAAUUUUCGCUACUAGUUUAAUUGUUAUGAUUUUUAUAUUAUAUUUGCUGUUUCCAAUUGAUUGGUUGUGCAAGGAUCGAAAUUUUUACUGAAUCAAGUUGUUCGAUAUGUAUUAAACCAUUAAUUAUUUCUAUGCUUGCCCAUUGGAUUUCUAUAAUACCCAGGUAUAAUGUAUAAUCUGCAAACUUUGUUUUUCUUGUCUCUGAACUAACAGAUAUGAUAUGGGGGAAACUCAAGAUACUGACACAAGUGCACUGAUUUCCAACAUAAAUGAUAUUACAAUACAAGAUCCAGUAGUUAGUAAUUMUGUUACUGAAAAUGAGCCUGAACCCAGUGGUUCAGAACAGGGAAGUUCUUAUGAAAUUUUAUUUGAUCAACUUAAAGAAAAUAAUAAACAUAUAUUUGUUUUAAGUACAGCUGGAAAACCUAUAUAUACACGGUUUGGAAAUGAAAACCAAAUGGCCUCCCUUUUCGGUUUAAUGAUAGCUUUAGUGUCAGUGACUCAAGAUUCAAAUGACACAUUACAGUCGAUUUGCUGUGGCCAGACUCGAAUAGUGUUUUUAAAUAAAGAUCCUAUUAUAUUAGUUGGUGUUUCUCAAUCUUCUGAACCUAAUGACCAAAUUAAAAAACAAUUGACGUAUGUCUAUAAUAAUAUAAUUAGUACAUUAACAUUAACCCAGUUAAAAAAAAUCUUCCACAAUAGAACUAAUUUUGAUUUGAGRCGAUUAAUGAGUGGAUCCGAAAGAUUGAUAGACAAGCUUAUAACAUUUACUGAAAAUGAUCCAGGGUUUUUAUUGGAUUCCAUAAGUUGUCUACAAAUGCCAUCAAGUAGCAGAGAUAAAAUAACUCAAACCAUACUGACUCAAUGCAGUAAAAUAAAAAAUUUAGUAUUUGGUUUAUUGAUUGCUCAAAAACACAUUAUAUCGAUUGUACGUAUGAAAAAAUACUCGCUGCAUGUUUCUGAUAUUCACUUAAUAUUAAACCUAAUCAAUUCAACAGAAUCGUUUAAAACAGCAGAGAGUUGGACACCUAUUUGUUUACCUACAUUCGAUUCUAGUGGUUACAUGCAUGCUCAUAUAUCAUAUCUGGCAGAGGAUUGUCAAGCAUGUCUAGUGUUGUUAACCAUUGAUCACAAUCUUUUUUUUGCUCUAUCUGAUGCCAAAAGAAAAAUCACAGAAAAAAUGCGUUGCAAUGAUUGUCUUCAUACAAUCAACGAGGCAAUCAUUCGCCAACCCGUCAGCUUAGCACGAGCAAAUAUUAUAGGAUUACGGCAUCUUUUAUACAAGAACAAAAACCGCUCACAACAUUGGUGUCCUCCAUUUACUUCUCCAUACAAUACCGACACACUACAACAAAACCUUAUGUCAGUAUAUAGUUCAUUAAUCAGCCAAAUGAAUUUCCCUGGGCGUACAUUGAAAGUGAUUUUUCAACAAUUAACUGCUGAAACUAUGCUUGCUUGGGCAACUGACGAUGUUGAAUUGUAUAUGAGUUUUGAGCCACUAGUUUCUAAAGAAAGUGCAACAAAUGCAGUAACUAAACUAAUGCAAUGGAUGAAAAAAGAAGAGGAUUCAUUGUUUAUAUUUAAUAUUCCAAUGUUUUAAAUCAGCCAUCAUAUGAAAUUGAUUCCAGAAUAUGUGAUAAUAUUAAUUAUAAUAUUAAUAGAUAAUAUUUAUAUAUAUGAUUAUUGAUUAUAUUUAAGAAUUAUAAAUAAUGGUCUUACAUUUUCAACUUUUUAAGUUUCUCAACACUA